Colias croceus (clouded yellow) is the source of this 1424-nucleotide messenger RNA. It is a transcript of the gene Arfip, whose product is annotated as arfaptin-2. Gene Ontology annotation, molecular function: phospholipid binding; protein domain specific binding. The coding region runs from base 143 to 1288 and encodes 381 amino acids. Gene Ontology annotation, cellular component: trans-Golgi network membrane. The transcript is spliced from 7 exons. Lineage: Eukaryota; Metazoa; Arthropoda; Insecta; Lepidoptera; Pieridae. Gene Ontology annotation, biological process: regulation of Arp2/3 complex-mediated actin nucleation; intracellular protein transport. The record is from RefSeq and is a predicted model, not a curated record.
UACAUAAAUUAAUAUGAUUGACAUUUUGAAUAAGCAUAAGCGUAUACGUAUUUAAUUCAAUAUAUAUUUCUCUAAGUACUGUUAUAGAGAAAACGAAGACUUACCUAUCUUGUUAGCGAGCAACUUAUCUUGCGCCGGCAAGAUGUCGAAGUGGCAAUCGGAACGGAGUAUCCACGAAAUGCUAAAAGAUACACCACCCUUACGCGAAUCAAGUGACUCCAUAACAUCGGGAACAGAGGCCAAAUUCCCUACUUCGCGCUCCAUGACUUUUCCACCUGCUUAUGUUCCACCGGAUGUAUCUCAGAAUGGAGCAGCAGGCAGCAGCACGCUGCUCCGUUCGGGCUCCACCAAACUUGAGAACAUAAAGAACUGGAGUGUCUCCACAUACAAGUGUACCAAGCAGCUGCUGUAUGAAAAACUGGGCAAGAGCUCCCGGACUGUAGAUACAGAGCUGGAGGCGCAGAUCGAGGCGCUCCGCGAGACGCAGCGCAAGUACGUGCACGUGCUGCGGCUGAGCGGCGCGCUGGCGGCGCAGCUGGCGCAGGCCGCCGCCACGCAGCGCGCGCUCGGCGAGGCCUUCGCAGACCUCGCGCAGAAGUCGCCCGAGCUGCAGAACCAGUUCCUGUACAACGCGGAUACACAGCGCUCGCUAACGCGCAACGGUGAGACGCUGCUGGCGGCGCUGCACUUCUUCAACAACUCGCUCAACACGCUCACGCACAAGAGCAUGGAGGACACGCUGCUCACCAUUCGCCAGUACGAGGCCGCCAGGGUGGAGUACGACGCGUACCGCAGCGAGGCGGAGGCAGCAGAAGCAGCGGGCGGUACGGGGGCCGCCAGCGGGGCCGCGCUGCGGGCGGCGGCCGAGCGGCACCGCGCCGUGUACGAGCGCCUGCGCGACGACUCCGCCGUCAAGCUGCGCCUGCUGCACGAGAACCGGGUGAAAGUGAUGAACAAGCAACUGCUACUAUUCCACAACGCGGUGUCCGCGUACUUCAGCGGCAACAACGUGGCGCUGGAAGCGGCCGUGCGACACUUCAGUGUGCCCGCGGCAUUACCCGCACCACACACUAGCGCAAAUACACACGUUGCCAACGCCACGCCACAUGUUGCAAACGCCACACCACAUAUUGCUAACGCUACACCACACGUUGCUAACGCCAUGCCGCAUCUUGCCAACGCCACACCGCAUCUUGCCAACGCCACGCCACAUCUUGCCAACGCACCACAGCUGCCAACAACGGCUCAACUCGCUUCGCCUUCACCCGCGCCGUCUCGCUCCGCGUAGAGAUAAGUAUACAGUUUCAUUAAUAUUCGAAUAUUAUGCACUAUUUGUAUGUUCGAUGAUCGAUCUGACUUGAUUUUGAAGAAAUUGUAAAAUAUGUGAUUUGUCAUAAAUGGUACGGUGUAAAAAGGUCGCUAAU